Molecule: messenger RNA, 7004 nt
Organism: Schistocerca gregaria
Lineage: Eukaryota; Metazoa; Arthropoda; Insecta; Orthoptera; Acrididae
Product: sodium/hydrogen exchanger 9B2-like
Exons: 11
Coding region: 290-1840 (516 amino acids)
Biological process (GO): proton transmembrane transport
Cellular component (GO): membrane
Molecular function (GO): antiporter activity
Source: RefSeq, a predicted model, not a curated record
AAAGAAAAUAAAUAAAGCUGGUUGUUAAUGCUAAGCAUAGGGAAAAUACUGAAAGUCAAAAUCGUUAAAUUUAGUCGAGAGUGUUUACCGUGUAUAUUUAAAAUUGUGAAAAUAUUAAAAUACACCUGAUUUCAUGAAUGGUGGUCAGACUAAAAUAAAGAUGAUGUGACCAAGGUUGUAAACAGGCAUGCCAGACAGAGCACAGCGUCUUUUGUCAGUGCGCAGUUGGACUGGUAAGGUGGCUUUAUUGCUGCAAAUUUAUAGCCAGUGGUAAGACUGGAAAUUCGACAUGUUUGGGGAGAGAAAGGAAUUUGACGUGACAGCAGCUGCCAACAACGAGCCAGAGUUCAAGAUGACGAUGGCACCACCCCCCGACGUCAGCGAAGACAAUAGACAUAAAUCAGAAGUGGCGACGUCCGUGUCGGUCUCGACCAUUGAUCUCGUCGAAGAGAGCUCAGACACUUCCAGAGUAAAAAUGCUGAAGCUGUGCGAGCAGCGGUGGUGCGCGCGGCUGGUGCGCGGGCUGUCGCUGUCUCUGCUGCUGGGCGCGGCGUGGCUGCUGCUGGUGGCGGAGGCGGGCGCCGCGGCGCUGCCCCCCGGCGGCCCUCUGUACGCGCUCGCGCUGCUGCUGGCCGCCUCGCAGCUGGCCGCGCUCGCCGUCACCUGCUUGCGCCUGCCCCCGCUGCUGGGCUCGCUCUUCGCCGGGCUGCUGCUGCGCAACGUGGCCGCCGUCCAGCCCCAGGGCCUCUACACGCUCAUCGCCGCCAUCGUCAGGAAGGCGGCGCUGACGGUGAUCAUGACGCGGGCCGGCCUGGGUCUGGAGGCGGGCGCGCUGCGGCGCCUGAGCGGCGUGGUGGCGCGGCUGGCCCUGCUGCCGUCCAUCACCGAGGCGGGCGCCCUCGCCGUCGCCACCUACUACCUGCUCUCGCUGCCCUGGCUCUGGGGGCUGCUGCUCGGAGCGGCGAUGGCGGCGGUGUCGCCCGCGGUCGUGAUCCCGUGCCUGUUCGCGCUGCAGGAGCGCGGCUACGGCACCAAGAAAGGCAUCCCCACACUGGUGGUGGCGGCCGCCAGCGUCGACGACAUCUUCGCCGUCUCCAUCUUUGGAAUAAUGAUCAACGUCAUCUUCUCUGAAGGAAACCUCACCAUGAAGAUUAUUGAAGGACCUCUCGGAAUUAUUAUUGGCCUCGCUUUCGGUAUUGCCUGGGGCGUCAUUCUGUACUUCUUUCCAAAGCCGGAAGAUAGGUUCUGCGUGUCGCUGCGCACGUGGCUGCUGUUGGCGGGCGGUCUGGUGUGCGUGCUGGGCUCCGAGGCGGUGGGCUACAACGGCGCGGGACCGCUGGGCGCCACCGUGGCGGGCUUCGUGGCCGCCGCUGGCUGGCGCAGGCAGGGCUGGCCCCAGACCAGCCCUGUGUCACAGUCCUUCAAAACAAUCUGGGCAUUCUUCCAACCAGCGCUAUUUGGCCUCAUUGGUGCGGAGAUCAACCUCUUUGAGCUGGAAGGGGAUCGCGUUGGACUCGCCAUAGCGUGUUUGGCUAUUGCCCUCACGUGCCGAAUCCUCGUUUCCGUCGUCAUUGCUUUCGGCGCUGGCUUCAACGUCAAGGAGAAAACGUUCCUGGCGUUUGCAUGGUUGCCGAAGGCUACUGUUCAGGCGGCACUGGGACCAGUGGCGCUGGACAUAGUGCGCUCGAUGGUGCAGCCAGAUUCAGAUCAGCUGCUGUGGGCACGAACCGUGCUCGAGGUGGCUGUCCUCGCCAUUUUGCUGACUGCACCCAUUGGAUCUGCUCUCAUCAUGCUGCUGGGGCCACGUCUUCUUCCACUAGAUGCUCAACGUCCUGUCUGAGGUUACCACAAGAUUGAGUGUGUGGCGAACCACACACACCUAGAAGGAGGCCAUAAGGGUACAAGAUGAAGACAAGACUAGGCUUGGCACAAUGUGAAAAUAACAUGGAUUGCACCUUUCUGAAUGUGGGAGUUCUGUCUUACACAUGCUAUGGUUCGUUUCUCAAACAGUAUGAUGAGUGCUGUUAUAAUUGAUUUCUGACAGAUACUGUCCAUCAAUGGACAUUUGUGCUAGAGGAAGUACAGGUGUGCCAGCUUCAUAUAUGUAAUGAGCUAGCAAGAAUUGUAUAAUGUGAUAAGGGAUUUAUUACACAGUAUGUUUUAGGCGGGGAAGCAGCAAUAAAAAUAUGCUGUCUUUCAAUAAACUUGUUAUAGAUUUCUGACUGUAUUAUCUUGUAAUAAGGACACAUUUUUUUAACAACUGACACAUGUCACUUUCAUUAGGGUUUGUACCAUUUUAACUCUCACAUAAUAAUUUUUAGCGUAUUUCAGCUGAAAGGACAGUGAUCUAGUACUAUUCAUGGUCUAAGAAAUCCACUUUACAUUUUGUCUUGAAGAGCAUCCAAGAUUCUUUGAGCAAAAUAUGUAGGAAAAACCUUUAGGGACAAAAUAAACUCUAAAUUACUUGGAGCUUGCCACGAAUUGGGGAAAAUGAAGCUAACUUUCUCAUUUCAAACGAAAAGUUUGUACAAAAUUGGCAUUGUUAAAUAGAGAUCUUAAUAAUGAACUUUCUUUUGUUUCAAAAUAUGCUGAUAUAAUCAAAAAGAGAUCUUGCUGCUAAUGAACUGAACAGUAGUGAAGGAAUGAAAAAUAAAUUUCAUUAAAUAAUAGAUGUGAUUAAAUUACAGACAAUGUAUUUUCAUCUCGCACUUUUAAUUUAAUGGUGAGUAGUACUUGGAAUUUCUCCAAUAGAGAAUCAUGGAUUUAUGGAGUUGCUACAUGACUUCCCAAUAGCACCUUCCUUGUUAAUAUGAGUGCAACAAGGUGGCUGGUUGUCUCGUUUUUGCAUAGUACAUGGGUGUAUCUAAAAGCAGUUUUUUCUGGUCAAAACUUUUGUGAGUAGGAAGAAAGUUACUAGUGGCAUAGCCAACCCAGUCAUCAAGGUUAACUUCCUUUGAUAUUUUUUUCUUAAGUGGGGCAUGUGGGCUAUGGAUCAAAGAACAGCAUUCUACAGUGAUAAAUGAAAUGGAAGAGCGAUUGUGGGAGUAUGCAGGUAAUUGCUUGCAGUAGACAUACAUAUUAUACUUUGUGUACAAAGAUGAGGCAUAACUGUCUUUAGAACAAUGUGUAGCAUGAUUUGUGCAUCUCUUGUAAAACAUUGAAAGCAGUCAAAACGAAUUCACCAAUGAUUUAUAACCAUAACUUUUUUUCUGAUUUAAUAUACGAAUUUGCAGACAAAAUGACAAAAGUAUGUGUAUUAAAAAUGCAAACUGAAUGAAAAUCUUUUUCCUCAUCACAGAAUUAAACACUUAUUUGUGAGCAACUCCAUUAUCCUUAAAGAUUUCUGUGUCUUUCUAUUUUGCUCAAUUCACUAUGGCCAAAAAGUUUUAUUAAUCUUAUUACCAGAUCACCACAAUAUAUCAAAAAUAUUCAGAGUACAUUCAGAUUUGAUCUUGGUACUGAAUAACUUUAAUUUUUCCCAUUUUUUUGUGUGAAAAUCUGAAGCUGUGCUUAUUUUCUCGAAUUUGCGUUAGAUGUCAAGCAUGAAGGGUUUGCAAUUCAAACUGUCCUUAGAGGUCCACCUGAGACAAUUAUGAAGAGACAUUUCAGUGAAGGUCAUCUGGAAUAGUGGACAAAACCUUUUUUUAUGUUGUCACAAAUUCUAAAGAAUUUUACUGAUAUGACUCCAGAUGCAGAAGUUCACAAACAUACUUAAAUUACAGUUUCAUUGGUUCCUGUGAUAGUGUUAGCUGAAACAAACAAUGAUGGGAAUGCAGUUCAGAUAGGUGCAAAGAGUCAUUUUGUUCUUAACAUCAGGUUUUAUAUACUAACUUAAACUAUGUCAUCUGAUUCAGUAUAAUUCUGUGGGACACUAGUCCUACAAGAUAAUAAUGUAACAGACACUUAGCAAUAAAAAGAAAAUAUAAAAAAAUCUUAUAAAUUUGAAAUGCAGGACUUGACUGUAAAAAUGUACAUUGUAGACACUAUCAGAUUUAUGACUUAUAAAAAUAUUCAUGAGUGGAAAAUUGUACUUCAUUAUAUUUUCUGUUACGCCCAGAUUCACAAGACUAUAUUUGCUAGCAGGCCCAUAUUAAUGGAUGUGUAUAGAACAUGUGAAAUGUAUGCACACACACACACACACACACACACACACACACACACACACACACACACACACACUGUAGGAGACACAGACCAUUUACACAAAUUUUCAUUUAUGGAAGAUUUUUGAAGUCAGUUUAAUGUCAAUAAACAAAUUCGUAACUUCUGAUUGAUUUUGUAGAUAACUGCUGUAACAAAACUAUUUGUCACUAUAAAACGUUUAGAAAUUUUGCAUUUGAUAUACAGAAAUGAAUUAAUGUGCCUGUUACAAAUAUCAAAUUACUUAUAACUAAAUAAGUCAAUACUUUAUAAUCAGAUAACAAAUUUCAUAACAAUUUCUGAGAUGUACCUUCACCCAGACAUUUACCAAUAUAUAAAUGAGAAGCAAUACAAUGUUACUCCAUUAUUCGGCCAGCAAAGCAUAUAUGUAUUUCUUCACUUAGCAAUAAAAAACCUAUCUCGCCUUUUUAACUACAAAUAUUUAGUGAACAUCUGACUGGUGUUCCAAAUGUGUUUUCCUUAUUUAAGAAUUUAAGAAUUCACUUCACACUAUCGAACUUUGUCACCAAAUUGCAGAGCUGAUUUAGAUAGUUCGAUGCUUUAAUCAUAAAUCACUGCCUACCUUACUCAUUGAUGUAAUUCGCUUCUAAAGCAAAUGUGAAAGUAAUUAAAUUUUGAAUAUGAAUUUAACUGAGUUAUUUGGUUUAAAGAAAUAACUAUACUUUUACUGAACUGUUUACUUACUUUUAAUGUUAACUUUCUGCAAACUCAAACACAAGAUGGAUAAGUCAACUUUAUUUAUUUAUAGCUUACUAGUUAAAAUGGAUACUUUUAACGUGAAAUGGAACCAAAAAAGUUAUUACAUUAUUAAUCAUUUCAGUAUUGAUCUGUUAUAAACAACACUUUAAAUGAAAAGUUUUUCCAGCAAACUUAAUUUAUAAAUAGGUGACCAUUGACGACAUUUAUUGUUCUUUAGCUCUGAGAGACAAUUUUGUUUCAUGUUCUUAAAAUAUUUGUGACAAAAAGUAAUUGUUGUAAGUGCAAAAUUUAAAGAAGGAUAUAUAUCCUUCUUUUGCACUUACAAUAUAUAUAUAUAUAUACUCAAUAUGGGAAUUUACUUGAAUAUUGGAAUCAGGAAAUUGUUUAGGUAAAUAACAAUUUCAAACCAUUAGUUUGAAAUACUCUAUUAUUCAGAUCUGCAUCACAUAUUUGGCAAUACUCACUGAACUAUCUGUACUAAAUGUAAGGUCUUCCACUUGCCUUGAACGUUUAGAUGGUGAGUUGCUGUUGAGAGGAUGUAGCAGAUGAACGAUUCUUCACAUUGCAGUAUGGUUGCAUUUAUCGAAACGAGCCACUGUGCCUCUGGCAGCUAUUGUGCCCUUGGCAGCUGCACCCACGCUCGCCAUCCAUAUUAAUUAAGAACCUCUUGCAUUCCACAACUUAAAUGGUGGAGAACACUUUUCCACAUCAUUUGCUACUACCACUUUCAACUAUUAGCACUGGCUACACUGAUUCACCAUUCUCAAAAUCACUAGCGAAAUGCGACUCACCCCCGCGCCCUCUGCCUUUCUAUGAGCAACUGUCUUUUCUCUCACUUUGCACACGAAAUGGCUGUGCAUGGUCCCCUUGUAAACCAAAAGGAAAAACCAAACUGUAUACCCUCCCUAAUGGCAUUUAUUUAUUUCUGUUAAUUAAAAACUAUUAAAUAUUAGAGAGUUUCAGUCAGUUUCAAUUGAAAAUCAACUUAAAACUGCUAAUAAUUGGUGGAGGGUAUGUGUGCAUUUAAAUGCUUUGCAUGACAUAACUUUCUAGCAGUCAAGAAUUACCGUGCAUCACUGGUAUGAGAAAUUUCUCUUAGAAAAUGUGAAACAAAUUAUAAAAACCACCGCAUAUACAUUCAGAUUAUGUUAUAAGUCGAUAUCUGUUUUUCAACAGCUACAAGAGCAGCCAUGACAAUUCUGCACUUGCAUGCCAUUGAAGUCAGAAUAACAUUGGAUGGUAGCAGUUGAAGCAUAGUGGUUUGAAACAGGUGAUCCUUGGAUCUUUUCCAAUGACAUUUCUCUCAGCGUUUACUGCUGCCCAUCCCACUGUUGUAUACUGUGAUACAGUCAGAGAAAAUGCUGGCAAGCAGAAUCCUCAGUUGGUGCCAGAGACUCGGUGCUGAGAUCUGUUCUGAAUGCUGAUUUUAUGUAGCUUCUGUAUCUAAGGUAGUGCAUAGACUGCCCACUUAUGCAGGCUGACCAAAUGUCCCAGUUUUUCUGGGACAACCCCGAUUUUCACAUACAUCUCCUGGUGUCCUGAGGAAGUCAUUUGGGACACAUAAUUGUUCUGGUUUUUAAUCAAGUAAUAAAAUGUGUCCAAUAAUAUUUCUUGUUUAAUUAAAUACUUGUGGAAAACAAGUUUCCUAGAAUAUAUAUUUUCACAGUACCCUCUAUAAGCCCACCACAUUUAGUUUAACUCGUCUUUUGCCCAAAUAAAGAAUAAAAUUUAUGUUGAAAAUAAAAGCUGGCAUUACCUACCCCUGCCUCUAACUUGCCAACUUUUGAGUUUAUGGUACUCAAGACAAGUAAACCAAAACCAAAGAUGGUUUAAAGCAGCAUCAUUUAAAUGAUUUCUCGUAACAUGACUGCAGCUAUGUGGAAGUUAAUAUUGUGAAAAAUGUGAAUGAUGUGGCAUGUGUUAGCAAUCCUUAUUGAAUAUUGCUUGUCAUAUAUGCAUACUUGUUCCAACAGCCUGCAGCCAAACUAAACCUUAAAUUUGAGCAUGAAAUGUAUAAUUUGUAUCUGAUUACUGAUUACCAAUAUUAUAGAGUUUUUAGGAUUAACAAAUUGUACCUAAAUAAUAAGUACCUAGUAAGUGACUAAAUGUUACAGAAAAUAUAUCCAAGUUAUUACAAUAAGAAA